GUGCAGCCCCGGUGCGAAGAAGAUGGUCGGCGGCUUGUGCGCUCGCAGGUUGGCCCGCCGGUCGCGUUCCGCGCUGAUCGCAGCCCUCACGGUGCUGCUGGUGCAGACGCUGAUCGUGUGGAACUUCAGUAGCCUCGACUCCGGCGAAGACGGAGGCGCCAGUGUGCGGGAGAAGAGGGACCGGGUCGCGGGCAACAAAGCCGCCGGCAGCGACUAUUUCCAGCAGCGGGUCCAGCAGCGGCAGCAGCAGCAUCUUCCUCCGCCGCCGCCAGGGAGGGGGGCGGCUCGGCACAUACAGCAGCCGGACGGAUAUUACUCCCACCGGCCGAAGGAGAAAAGUAGAGUCGACAGCAACAACGAGAACUCUGUGCCCAAAGACUUUGACAACAUAGACAAUAGUAACUUUGGUGCACGCUCGCAGCCAAACCGGCAGUCUGUCGGGGCCACGAGCAGCAAGCAGCAGCGGGAGCACCUGCAGGAGAAAGCCCACGCGCAGCAGCAGGCCUGGCGGGACAACUCCCCCGGGCUGAGCCGCAGCUCAAAUGAAGUACUGCCCGUCGGCCACCAGCCCCUAGCGGUAGGGAACAAUUCGUCCUACCUAGGUGGUCAGGGUGCCGUGGGAGUUCCACGGCAGCAGUCCCGCGCCUCACAGGCCCAGCAGGCCCAACAGGCCCAGUCACAGCACAGACAUCAGCACCCCCAAUGGAGGCAGGCGACCGCAGCGCCGCUGGAGGUGACCUACGACCAGCCACCCAAGUGCGAGAUCAGCGGGAAGGAAGCCAUUUCAGCUCUCUCCAGAGCCAAGAGCAAGGAGUGUCGGCAACAGAUCGCAGAGGUGUACUGCAGGCACAAGGAAGGGCAGUUAAUGCCUGAGAAGGUCACUCGCUACUGCCACCUUGAGGGUAAAGCCAAUGUGAAUGUCCAGUGGGACGAGGACUCUGCUGAGAGUUUCCCAUUAAAACCAGUGAGAAUAGGGUUCGUCUUGGUGGUCCACGGACGAGCCGCUCGCCAGUUUCAACGCCUCUUCAAAGCCAUCUACCACACCUCGCACUACUACUACAUCCACGUUGAUCAGCGCUCCAACUACUUGCACAGGCAGGUGCAGGCCUUGGCUGCACAGUAUCCCAACGUGAGGGUGACACCGUGGCGCAUGGCCACCAUCUGGGGUGGUGCCAGCCUGCUGACCAUGUAUCUUCGCAGCAUGGCUGACCUGCUGGCCAUGAGGGACUGGAGCUGGGAUUUCUUCAUCAACCUCAGUGCUGCUGAUUAUCCCAUCAGGACCAAUAACCAGCUGGUGGCCUUCCUGUCCAAAUACAGAGACAUGAACUUCAUCAAGUCACAUGGCCGGGACAACGCCAGGUUUAUCCGUAAGCAGGGUCUGGAUCGUCUGUUCUUCGAGUGCGACACCCACAUGUGGCGGCUGGGCGAUCGUAAAAUCCCAGACGGCAUCUCGGUGGACGGCGGCUCCGACUGGUUCCUGCUCAACCGCAUGUUCGUGGAAUAUGUGAUGAACUCCAAGGACGACCUGGUCACCAACAUGAAGCGAUUCUACGCCUACACACUGCUGCCUGCCGAGUCCUUUUUCCACACGGUGCUGGAGAACAGCGCCUACUGCGACAGCAUGGUGGACAACAACCUGCGCAUCACCAACUGGAACCGUAAACUGGGCUGUAAGUGCCAGUACAAGCACAUCGUGGACUGGUGUGGAUGCUCCCCGAAUGAUUUCAAGCCCGCAGACUUCCACCGCUUCCAGCAAACUGUGCGACCGACCUUCUUCGCCAGGAAGUUUGAAGCCAGCGUGAACCAGGAGAUAGUGAACCAGCUGGACACCUACCUGUUUGGACCGUUUCCCCAGGGAAUGCCGGCGCUAAACUCGUACUGGGAGAACGUGUACGACGAGCCAGAUGGCGUGGCCAGCCUGUCGGACACACGGCUCACAUACUUCCACUCCUUCUCUCGCCUGGGCCUGGCCAGGGCGGCCGCCUCGCUACAGGGUAACCCAAAGGAUCACAGCUGCAGGUACUUCCCCAUGGGCCACCCGGUGUCGGUGCAUCUCUACUUUCAGUCGGACCAGUUUCAGGGCUACCUGGUCAAGCAUCACGCCACCAACCUGGCCACGAGCAAGCUGGAGACCAUGGAGACCUGGGUGGCGCCCAAGAAGAACUUCAAGCUGAGCAACCCUGCGAGCAGCACGUUCAGCAGGUUGCAGUUUGCGGAGAUCGGUGCGGAGUGGGAUGCCAAAGAGCGUAUGUUCAGGAACUUUGGCGGCUUAAUGGGGCCCAUGGAUGAGACGGUGGGCAUGCAGAAGUGGAGCAAAGGGCCCAACGUCACCGUCACGGUCGUGUGGAUCGACCCCACCAACAUCAUCGCCGCCACCUACGACAUUCUGAUCGACGCUAGCGCAGAGUUCACCCACUACCGACCACCGCUGAACCAGCCCCUGCGGCCGGGAGUGUGGAGCGUGCGCAUCCUGCACCACUGGAGCCCCGUGGCCGAGAUGAAGUUCCUCAUCGCCCCGAUGUCCCAUCACAAACACCAGCCCAUACGACAAGAGGAAACUGUGAAGCUCCACAACGGGCCAGCGAAGAACAGCUACAUGGAGCAGAGUUUCCACGGCCUCAACCCGGUGCUCAACAUCCCUGUGAGCCCGGGCCACGUGGAGCAGGCCAAGAGGAACGCGGCGCUGACCGGGCCAGAGCUCGAGCAUUGGUUGGACAGCCUGGUGGGCGAGCUGUGGGAGGCGGCCGACGUCUGUGCCGUGGGCCCCACGGCCUGUCCUGUCAUGCAGACCUGCUCCAAGAUCCCCUGGAGCUCCCUCAGUCCGGACCCCAAAUCCCAGCUCGGAGCACCGCACGCAGACGGGCGUAUCAGGUAGCAGUGAGGCCUCCAGCUGGACGGGAGGCCACGGCACAGGAGUUUCACUGUUGAUUUGUAUUUAUUUAAGGGGUUUGUUGCAAGCCAGGGCAGGAAAAUUGCUCUUCCUCUGUCUCGGGGGGGGGGGGAAAGAAAACUAAAGGAACGGUGCAUGUUUUUGUUGGGGAGGUUGGUGAGGGUGUCUGGACAGAAGGCAAAGAGAAUGGUUUUCAGAUCCUCCCGGGGGGGUUGCUCCUUUUAGGGGGUUAUGCUGGCUUUGCUAUUUCAGUUUCUCAGUGUAUUUAUUUUUCUUCUCAUGGCUGAGUUUUACUGUGAUCAAACGUUUUCAAUUUUCAAGCGUCUAUUCUGCUGCUGAAUGAGUUAUGAAGUCAGCUUUUAAAGCCCUGCACGGGGCACAGCGGUCAUGUGAGUGUGGAUUGUCGACACUGGUAGCAGACUAAGAUCUGCUGCAAUAAGGCCUUAGCUGUAAAACCUGUUUGAGGAGGACGCCUGGUACUGGAUUAAACGUGCCUCCUCCAUGUUCAGGUCUGCAGAAACAAAUCUGUGCGUUCAGAUGAGCCCGAACAAGUCAAAAAGUUUGCUUUGAUACGACUCACACGCAGCACCAUUGGCGAAACUUUGAACAACAAAUAUUUUAGCGUGAUUAAAGCCACUUUCUUUCAAACCUCUGAGUUUCUGAUAGUCAAGUGACUCGGUUUGUUAAUCAGUCGAAUAAAUUGGCAACAGCAGCACAACUUCAGUGCCUGAUCAGGACGUGGAACUGUCGUGGCUGAGCUCACCAUCUGCUGCUGCCACAUUUCCUACAUGUGGAAUAAAAAAGAGAGAAAUGCAAGUACAGAGGCCUUCAUUGCAUAAUUACAACUAUCUGGAUUAUAAUAGAAAUGUAAUGUAGGUCUAAAUUCAUAAAUGCUUGAUUUGUGGUCGUUGAACAUUAGUAUUUUAAGACGUAACAUUGCCAUAGCUUAGUUUUCUUUAAUAAAACCCAGAUGUUGUGACAGGCAGAGGACGAAGAGGUUAUUAUUUUGUUCGUUUUCGAUUUUUUUCGAUUUUUUUUUUACCAAACUGCCUCAAACUUGAAACACAUUAAUCUCAAGCUGACCUAAAAAUUCUCAUCCUUAUAUUCAUAAUUUUUUACUUUUUUUCCAGUCAUUUCAAUGACUUUAUGUUGUACAUAGUUAUACAAGAAGUCUCAAAAACUCUGUGUGAAUGGGGGGGGGGUUGAGUCCAUGAGUCAUGAGUCACUAUUUAUUUAUAAGUUUAUAUUAAUACUGAUAUUUUUAGUCGGUGACUAAAUAACUGCGACGCUGCCUUGGCAGCAUGAUAAAUAUUUUUUUGUAAAGAAAAGCCGCCUUUAUUUACAAAGGCCAACACCCCAAACUUAUACUGUACCUUUUUAUGGCCCGCUCCUGUGUGUCAGUCAGUGUUGUCCUGUCUAAAUAGAGCUCCUCGUCAUGGUUUCUUACAAGGCUGUUUGCAAAGUGCAUCACACGAGAAAGCCACCCUGACCUCUGGGGUCAGAGGUCAGCUGCCUAACAACCUCACCAAACAGAGUAGGUGAAAAAAAAAGAAAUAGAGAAACACUGCUCACGAGCAAACACAUAGGACAACGUCUGGAUCGAAGGAGAACCUGCUGUUAUUUGGUGUUUCACGGUUUGAGAAUGAUAGUGAGUGGUAGUGCUCUUCAUGCUGUGACAAUAAUGUACAAAUUCAAGUGAGCAUUAUUGUGUCUAGAUUGCAAAAUGCAUAAUUCAUCAAAUCGGGUCUGAGGCACCUUUACAUCUACAUUUUAAGAACCUUUUUUGCCAUCAAGACAAUCUCUGGACAUUACACACAGUUCACUCUGGGGGAGCAACUGUACCACAACACAUCCUGAACGUGAGGUACGGUCGCACAUUUGUCUUACUUUGAAAUAAGUUUCAUCUGAAGCCAAUUUGGAUUUCAAUCUGUGAUUGUCAACAUUGUUUAGCCACCACUCAAGCUAAGUGAGUGUUUCUGCUCCCGCUAAUUAGGAGACAUUACUGUUCAUUAAUGUCAAGUUCACCUUGCCUCAGUGUCGGAUGUGUCCAUUAUAAUCGCCGUCGCUCCUUCCCUCUCCAAUCGACACUGUGUCUGGGCUUUGGUUGUAAAGAACUACUUUUAUUUUCCACUGGCCGGCCACUGCUGCCAUCUUUUGACUUAAAGUGCCACCGUGCUCCGAGUAAUUACUUCACACAAUACAUAUGACGAUGUAAGUUCAAUGACAGUUUUGGAAAAAAGGUGGAUUAAGAUGAUAAAUGUUACUCAAUGUGAAAGUCCUAUUUUGUAACAAAAUGAAUAACAAAUGAAGAAGAUGUACAUAGGUAUUUUGUAUUGAGAUAUUGUUUAAAGCCGUAUUGUACAUGUAAAUACAGAUGUGGUAAAAAUGACAUGGAAUUAUUAAAGACUUUUUAAAAUGUCGAUAAUUGGGCACAAAUGAAUAGAUGGUGUUUAUUGAUCAAAGUACAUAACCUGUUUCAGUGUUUUCUGGACAACAGCCUUGUCCUGUUUGCCUCUCAGAGAAAAUCACAUGCCAGAUUGUUGUUGUUCUUGCUGGAAUGUAUUGUUGAGCAACUGUUGCACAAAUUUCUCUGAAUGAAGUUCCCCCCCACCCCCUGCUAUUAUCUUUUUAUUUUUAUUUUUUUCUGGGGAGGCUCUGUGUGCCUUAGCUGACUUUUAGAACCUUCUCUGCCCAUAAAAAGAACAAAAACCUGAUUUUGUUAUUGUUUUUUUGACGUUAUAUGAAGAAUACCGCGGGUCUGUCCAGUGAUUCACUGGUACUGCAACACCAAAAAGAUGUCUGCUGUUGUAUAAAUAUCAUCAGGCCUUCUGUCUUUAUCGGCUUUUAUUCUUUUUCUUUCUUUUCUCGUCCCUCUGUGGGAUUUGUUUUGUUGUACUUGACUGGCUGGUUUUACUUUUCUCUGACUGCUUUUUGGAAAUAAAAUUCUAUGGAAAAUCUACUCAUGUGA
Messenger RNA from Platichthys flesus (European flounder), 5858 nucleotides. It is a transcript of the gene xylt1, whose product is annotated as xylosyltransferase I. The record is from RefSeq and is a predicted model, not a curated record. The transcript has 11 exons. Bases 23 to 2875 code for a protein of 950 amino acids. Gene Ontology annotation, cellular component: membrane. Lineage: Eukaryota; Metazoa; Chordata; Actinopteri; Pleuronectiformes; Pleuronectidae. Gene Ontology annotation, molecular function: protein xylosyltransferase activity. Gene Ontology annotation, biological process: heparan sulfate proteoglycan biosynthetic process; chondroitin sulfate proteoglycan biosynthetic process.